CGUAUGGAAUAUAUAUUUUGGAUAUUUUUGUUACUUAUGUUUUUGAUACUUAUAGGUGGAUAAAGUGAAUUGUGAACUGUUUUCUGUGCAUCGUAUCGCAUUAUAUAAAUGUCAUUUGAGACCAGGGACAAACAAUCAUGCGAAAGUGAUCCUAUCUAUAAGUGAUGUUUACACUAAAGUUCCUAAUCUUUGCUGCAUUAGCUUUCUGCAGCGGCGCCCAUAAUAAUGAAGGAAUGGUGAUAAAAAUUGGGGCUAUCUUCUUUGAUACCGAAAUGAAUCUGGCUGCGGCUUUUGAUGCCGCCAUCGAGGAGGUAAAUGCCUUAAGCCCAGACUUACAACUGGAACCCAUAAAGCAUUACAUUACUGUGGACGAUAGCAUUGUGCUGCAGGAUUUAUCCUGUGACUUGAUUGGGAAUGGUGUCGCUGCUAUUUUGGGACCAAGUUCAAAGACGACCAGCGAUAUUGUCGAGGUGCUGUGCAAUAUGAUGGGCAUUCCGCAUCUACAGUUCGACUGGCACCCACAGCAAUCCUCACGUGAGCGUCUAAAUCAUCAGUUGACCAUCAAUGUGGCGCCCUCAGAACUAAUACUCUCUAUGGGCCUCGCUGACAUUCUGCGGAGCAAGGCCUUUGAUUGGAAGUCCUUUACUAUUGCCUAUGAGCGGGAUGCACACUUUGCCCGAUUUCAGCAUAUCUUUGCUUGGAGGCAGUUGCACAAAACUGGAAUCAAGCUCCAGGAGUUUCAACGCGGCGAUGAUUAUCGAAUACUUUGGAAACGCAUUAAUAAUGCUCGUGAGAAGUUCGUGCUGCUUGAUUGCCCCUCCGAUAUAUUGGUGGAUGUGGUCAAUGCCUCGAUAGCUUUCAAUAUGACUGGAUCGUUUAAUAAUCUGUUCCUAACCAAUCUGGAUACCCACGUCAGUGGCAUCGAUCGAUUCUAUUCGCGUGAGUUCACAGUUGCCGUUGCAGCUGUGAGAAUUCGUUCCUAUAUUCCACCGCCCUUACAUGAUGAAACCGAUGUGUUCGAUAAUGAAAUUGAUGAUAGGUUCAUCUCAUUGAGCACUCAGCUCGUCUACGAUGCCAUUGUGCUCUUCUACAAUGCUGUGCUACUAUUGAGUCAACGAACCGGAUUCUACACGCCACAGUUUAGCUGUGGGCGUGGCUUCUGGCAGCCAGGACCGCAUUUAGUGCAACAGAUGAAGGAGCUGACACCAAAGCAGAUCAAACCGCCAUAUAAGACACAGCGACUGCAACUCACAGCGGAUGGACAACGCGAGGACUUCAAUUUGGAUGUUUACAAUCCGAUCAUUGAUCGCGUAACGCACAUCUGGAACAAGGAGUUUCAGCUGGUGGACUACGAUAAGAUUAGAGAGAACUCAACGCAGGCGCUGAAACAGCGACGUCAGGAGAACAAGGAAGAUUUCUCACAAAAGCCCGUCCGAUAUACAGUGGCCACUCGAGUGGGCAAGCCCUACUUCAGCUGGCGCGAGGAACCUGAAGGCGUGCACUAUGAGGGCAAUGAACGUUUCGAGGGAUAUGCGGUUGAUUUGUUAUACAAGCUGGCCGAGGAAUGCAAAUUUGAUUUUGAAUUUGAGCCGGUGAGGGAUAACAAAUAUGGGAGCUACGAUGCAUCUACCGAUGAAUGGGAUGGCAUAAUUAGGCAGCUAAUUGACAACAACGCACAGAUUGGCAUCUGUGACUUGACCAUUACUCAGGCGCGUCGUUCGGUUGUGGACUUCACUGUGCCAUUUAUGCAGCUGGGCAUAAGCAUCUUGUCGUACAAGCAGCCACCACCACAGGCGGAUAUUUAUGGCUUCCUCAAUCCCUACGGUGUAGAUGUAUGGCUCUAUGUAAUGGUUGCAAUGCUAAUUUCAGCAAUGGCAUUGGUUGUGGCCGGCCGCAUGGAUUCUAGCGAAUGGGAGCCGCCAGUUGUGAAUGAUAAUAAUCAAGAGGAACGCGAAAAUAUCUGGAAACUGCAUAAUACAAUGUGGCUUGUCCUCGGCUCAAUACUCAAUCAGGGCUGUUAUCUGUUGCCCAGGGCCCUUCCGAUGCGCCUGCUGACUGCAUUUUGGUGGUUCUUCACUCUGCUCAUCUCGCAAACAUACAUUGCCAAACUGGCUUCCUUUCUCACGUCCUCCAAAUUGACUGGCGGCAUUGAAUCGUUGCACGAUCUGAUUGAUCAGAACAAGGUACAAUUUGGCACGAUUCGAGGUGGCGCUACUUCUGUGUAUUUUUCCGAGUCGAACGAUACUGAUAAUCGCAUGGCCUGGAACAAGAUGUUAUCUGUGAAACCAGAUGCCUUUACCAAAAAUAAUGAGGAGGGUGUGGAUCGCGUCAAACUAAGCCGCGGCACCUAUGCUUUUCUAAUGGAAACCACAAAUCUACAGUACUAUGUGCAACGAAAUUGUGAGCUAACCCAACUGGGGGACAGUUUUGGAGAGAAGCACUACGGUAUUGCCGUGCCAUUAAAUGCAAAUUUUCGAUCAAAUCUGAGUGUUGGCAUUCUAAAGCUGAGCGAACGAGGCGUUCUUUAUAAUCUGCGCAACAAAUGGUUUAAUGCGAAUGACACAGUUUGUGAUAACAGCGGUCCCACGAAUAAUGAUGGCCAGUUUGACAUGGAUGCAGUGGGUGGGCUAUUUAUGGUGCUUAUUGUGGGCGUAUUUGUGGCUUUUCUCAUUGGCAUGGUAGAGUUCCUGUGGCAUGUGCAUCGCAUUGCGCUCAAGGAAAAGAUAAAACCCAUUGUGGCAUUAAAGGGCGAGCUUAACUUUCUCGUACGUGUCUGGCAGACACGAAAGCCUCCGCGCACACAUCGCCAGAGUCGGGACUCCACCUCGACGGGCUACUCCUCGCUCGGCCCAAUGUCUAGUAUGUCCAGUGUGAAGAAGAAGAAGAAAAAAUCGAAAAACAGAUCGGAGUAGAAUGCAUUUAACGCUUGUAAAAUUCAUUCAAAUAGCAUUUGUAAUUAUAAACAUUUAAUAAAA
Molecule: messenger RNA, 2975 nt
Organism: Drosophila grimshawi
Lineage: Eukaryota; Metazoa; Arthropoda; Insecta; Diptera; Drosophilidae
Gene: GluRIIB
Product: glutamate receptor ionotropic, kainate 2
Exons: 13
Coding region: 165-2912 (915 amino acids)
Biological process (GO): modulation of chemical synaptic transmission; monoatomic ion transport; synaptic transmission, glutamatergic
Cellular component (GO): plasma membrane; postsynaptic membrane
Molecular function (GO): transmitter-gated monoatomic ion channel activity involved in regulation of postsynaptic membrane potential; glutamate-gated receptor activity
Source: RefSeq, a predicted model, not a curated record